Messenger RNA from Planococcus citri (citrus mealybug), 1705 nucleotides. RefSeq names its product vesicular glutamate transporter 3-like. Gene Ontology annotation, cellular component: membrane. The record is from RefSeq and is a predicted model, not a curated record. Lineage: Eukaryota; Metazoa; Arthropoda; Insecta; Hemiptera; Pseudococcidae. The transcript has 9 exons. Bases 207 to 1640 code for a protein of 477 amino acids. Gene Ontology annotation, biological process: transmembrane transport; monoatomic anion transport. Gene Ontology annotation, molecular function: transmembrane transporter activity.
AUUCGAUUGACAUUAUUUAUUAUCAUAUCCUUAACAUUCGUUGAAUUAUAUGUACUUUUAAUUCCGAUGUGCUCGCUCAAAUUUGCAGUUAAGACGCAGACGCUUUUUUAUACCUGCCAAUUCGAGUUCAAAUUUUCUUUAAAUUUUUUAAACCAAUAAUAUUCAGGUUAUUUGUCGCCUACCUAUUUUAACUUUGAAAAAAAAAAAUGAAAUCCAGAGAAAAUUCACCUAAUGAUAUUCCUAAAGAGGUUCCAGAAAUUCUAAGCAGUGAAACUGCAGUACCCUCGAUAUGGCUAUCUAAACGUAUCUUGGUAACAUUCUUAAUAUUUUUAGGUCUAAUCAACUUGAGCUUUAUAAAAGGAAACAUCAGCAUAGCAAUGGUGGAUAUGACAUCGAGAAAACUUUUGGUUCAAGGUAACCAAACAAUCAUUCAGCCAGCAGAAUUUGACUGGGAAUCAACAACCAAAGCGCUAAUACUGAAUGUGUACGCAUAUGGUGGCUUAUGCUCCUUUCUUUUAUCCUCUUUACCAGCAAAAUUAGGAGGUUCCAGAACCUAUGGAACGAUCAUGAUGCUAUUGAGUGUUCUAACAAUGUUCACACCAGUCGGUUUACACUUGGAUUUUAGGUGUUUGUUGGCACUUCGUUUUAUAAUUGGAUUUUUCGAAAAUAUAGCUUUUUCGAGUACUUCGGAUGUAUUCCGACACUGGAUCCCACUGAUAGAAAGAUCACGUCUAAUGUCAUUCAGUCAUAAUGGAACAUACAUUGGGGCAGCUCUUCUAUAUUCUGUGUGCGGAUUUUUGGCUCAUAAAUGGGGAUGGUCGAUGGUAUUUUAUUCGACAGGCCUGUGUACCUUUAUUUGGUCACUAAUUUGGUUGAUUCUCGUACCAAAUGAUCCUUCGACAGACAGAUGGAUUUCAAAAAGUGAACUUUCUUAUAUACUUGCUGAAAUUGAGACCACUGCUCCGUCCACUGGCAAAAUUUCCACUCCGUAUAAAAGUAUACUCACCUCGGUGCCAUUUUGGGCUUUGGCUAUGAGUAGGAUCUGCUUAGGAUGGUCAGUGGCAGUCAUAUACCAAUGUCUUCCUUUAUUUGUCAAAGAUGCCACUCAAAAGACAACAGAUUUGGUAGGAUUCCUAUCUUCUAUUCCUAGCAUCGUGUGUGCAGUCUUGAUACCAAUACUGGGUACAGUUAUGAAUUACUGGAAGAAUAAGUCCAACAUAAAAUACACGAAGAUGCACAAAAUAAUCAUCGGAUUCAACUUUUUUGUCGGAGGAUGUCUCGUAGCAGCUGCUGCCUCGAUGUCUAAUUUCAUAGUAUCCAUCACGUGCUUUGCUAUUGUAAGAACACUGCUGUCAUGCAGUGCUUUAGUUUUACUAAUGGUGAUGGUCCACAUGGCACCAAAUCAUUCGGGCGCAGUGACAGCUUUAACCACUUUUUGGUACUCGUUGGGUAAUAUUUUAGCGCAAUACUUCAUCGGGGUGAUCACUAUUGAUCAUAGUUCUGAAGAAUGGAAUCAAGUGUUCUAUUUGACAGCAGCUGUGAUGAUUUUUAGCGCCAUUAGUUUCGUAAUUUGCGGCUCAAGUGAACCUCAGUCGUGGUCUAACGUAUCAGUUGAAGCAGAUUCAGAAAAAAAAUCAUAGGGACUCGUAAUGAAUAACGUGUAAAAUAUGAUCAACUUGCCAGAUUAAAUAAAAAGUAAUUGUGA